Messenger RNA from Helianthus annuus (common sunflower), 1104 nucleotides. RefSeq names its product protein FAR1-RELATED SEQUENCE 5-like. The transcript has 5 exons. The record is from RefSeq and is a predicted model, not a curated record. The coding region runs from base 1 to 1104 and encodes 367 amino acids. Lineage: Eukaryota; Viridiplantae; Streptophyta; Magnoliopsida; Asterales; Asteraceae. Gene Ontology annotation, biological process: regulation of DNA-templated transcription.
AUGGAUCCACAGAGCAGUACUGGACGAGCAAAUGUUGAUGUUGAAGAAAGUCGACCUAUCAGUGAUCAUGCUCAAUUAUCUGCAUAUCAGAGAGUUUCUAUUGAAGAUGUUUUAAAUCCGCUAUCUGCAAAUCCAAAUCCAAUUGCAAGUUCAAGUUCUCUAAACGAUUGUUUUAAUGAUGAUAUUCACAUGCUGCCAGCUUAUAGACAAUUGUCAGAUGUCCAGGAGGAGAUGGCUGAUGGUUUAUGCAAGCUUAACUAUAUGGAAUUUGGGGAUGUGAUAUCCUUCGAUGCAACUUUCAAGACAAACAGGUACAAGAUGGUGUUUGUCCCGUUCACUGGCAUUGACAAACAUUGUCGAAAUGUAACACUUGGAGUUGGGUUGUUGGCAUCGGAGAGCAUUGAAUCAUAUAAAUGGCUCCUGAAUUCAUUUUUAAAGUCAUUUGGUCAGCAACCAAAGGUUGUAGUGACUGAUCAAGACCCUGCUAUGAAACAGGCUAUUGAGGAGGUUUUCCCUAUUAGCAGACACAGAUUAUGCAUGUGGCACAUAAUGAAAAAGUGGCAGAUAAGGAGGAUGUGCGACAUUGUAUGGACUGAUUCCAUUGAGCCCGAAGAAUUUGAGAGACAGGGGAAGUUGGUGAUGAUUGAGUUCGGUCUCAUAGAAAACAAAUGGAUCGAUGAUAUGUUUGUGAUGAGAUCCAUGUGGAUUCCGGAUUUUUACCGACACGAGCCAAUGUCGGGACUUAUGAGAACAACCUCAAGAUCAGAGAGUGAGAACCAUUUUUUCUGCCAGGUGGCUAAUUCACAACUCACUCUCGUAGAGUUUAUGAAUCAUUUUGAUGGUGCAAUGGAUGUCCAACGUUUUAAUCAUAGAAAGAACGAUCAUAUUUCAAGAUAUGCCGAGCCUGCUGAUUGGAGCGAAACUACUUUGGAAAAAGAUGCUGCUAAGAGAUUUGCCAGAUCUAUAUUCUUUGAUCAGCAAAUAGAGAUCUAUGGUACAAUUUCUGAAUGUCUGCCCAUGGAGACUAAAAUAGAGGGUCCACAUAUCAAGAUAAUGUUGAAGGACUUUAAAGCCCAUGGAGAUGGUUUAUUGGAGGUAUUAUAG